Molecule: messenger RNA, 1170 nt
Organism: Sabethes cyaneus
Lineage: Eukaryota; Metazoa; Arthropoda; Insecta; Diptera; Culicidae
Product: odorant receptor Or2-like
Exons: 4
Coding region: 1-1170 (389 amino acids)
Biological process (GO): sensory perception of smell; detection of chemical stimulus involved in sensory perception of smell
Cellular component (GO): plasma membrane
Molecular function (GO): olfactory receptor activity; odorant binding
Source: RefSeq, a predicted model, not a curated record
AUGUUAUUCACCCGAAACGCCACCCGCUCUUUGGAACGACCCAGUCUGGCGGUCGGAUUGCGUACGCUUCGGCUGAUCGGCCUCUGGGGCGAUCGCAGCCGGCGAUGGCUUCGUUAUGCGUUGGCUGUGGUCAGUGUUUUGGUGAUGAUACUUCCGAAAGCCUUCCUCGGUUCCGGCCGAACCGAAUUCGAUUCCUUCGCCCGAAACAUCGCGGAGUUGGUCUUUUUGGGCGAAAAUUGUCUUUCGAUUGCGAUUUUUGCGUUCCGCCGAAAGUCUUUCGAACGGCUGAUUGACGUGUUGGAACGGAUUUUUCAACAGGAAUGGCCGAAACCGCUGCGAGACGAGAUUCAGUUGUUCAACCGGCGGUUGAAUCUUUUCGCUCGAUUGUAUGCUUUCUGGAUCACUUGUAUGGUAAAUGUAUUCCUUAUUGUACCGAUAGCGUCAACCGCGUUGAAACUUAGUGGUUCAAAUGAGAGUGAACGAAGUAACUAUACAUUGGUUUUUGAAGUUCAGUUCUACGGACUAAACAUUCGCCAAAAUCUCGGCCAUUACAUAAUCUACAUGAUUUUUUGCUGCUUGGCUUCUUAUUCGUCGGGCAUUCAAAGCUCAAUCAAGGGAACAGUCUUCCUAAUCAUAUUGCUGUAUGGUUCGAAAUUAUUCGAACUGGUGGAGAAAAGAAUUUCAGAUUUAAAGCAGAUUAAAGCAGCUGCCAAACGCCAUCGAGAGCUUCGAGAGAUCAUUGAAGUGCACAAUUUAGCUUUGGAUUAUUUGCGAUACCUGGAGGAAACGAUCAGCUUUGUGCUAAUCAAUCAAUCUGUGAACUGCAUCAUAAUGUGGUGUUUGAUGCUCUUUUACGUUUCAACUAACUUCGGUCCGGAAGCUACGAACGGAAUAAUGCUGUUCUUUGUAUUGGUCGUAGAAAUGGUAGUUUACUGUAUCAAUGGAACAAUGAUUAGCGAGAAGGCUGGCCGGGUGGCACACGCAAUGUAUGAGCAUCCUUGGUUCGACGACAGGAUUGAACUGAGGCGGAGUGCCAGAUUUAUUAUUCAACGGGCACAGAAACCUGCCGGACUUACUGCGGCCAAGUUUUACUACGUUAACAUACAACGAUUGGGAUCGAUGUGUCAGGCUACCUAUUCGUAUUAUUUGAUAUUGAAAAAGCGAUUCUAA